UUUAAUAAUUUAGAGCAGUAGCAGUUAGGUUAGUUAUCUUUUACAACAAUUAGGUUAGUGCAACAAAAAUGAAUCGAAAAGUGAUUAGCUUAUUUUUACAAACCAGACAGUAUUCACAAAAAUCAAAAGAAAUAGUAGUCAAACAUUUAACUUUGGAACAAAAUGGAAUUACUACAAUAGGAUUUAACCGACCUCAUCGUAAAAAUGCUUUGGGAGGCGAAUUUGUUGCUGAUUUCCAUAAGGCUUUGGAUCAAAUAGCAGCGGAUAAUGUUACUAGGGUUGUUGUUUUACAUAGUUUGGUUCCCAAAGUCUUUUGUGCAGGUGCUGACUUAAAAGAAAGGAUAGAAAUGAGUUCAAAUGAAGUUUAUCAAUUUGGUCUGAAGUUAAGAAGCAUGGCAUAUAAAAUAAUCAAUUUGCCAGUACCAGUUAUAACGGCCAUCGAUGGAGCUGCAAUGGGUGGUGGUCUUGAAAUUGCAUUAUCUUCAGACAUCAGAGUAGCCACAAGUACAGCGAAGAUGGGUCUUGUAGAAACAAGUUUAGCCAUUAUGCCCGGUGCAGCAGGAACUCAAACCCUUCCAAGACUGAUAAACCCUUCAUUGGCAAAAGAACUUAUAUUUACAGCAGCAAUUUUCGAUGGCACAGAAGCUAAAGAAUAUGGUAUUGUCAACCAUGUGGUGGAGCAAAACGAAAAUAACGAUGCUGCUUUCCGAAAAGCAUUGAGCAUAGCCGAAAAAAUAUUGCCUAAUGGUCCGGUUGGAGUUAAAAUGGCUAAAAAGGCAAUUAACAAAGGAUUGGAGGUUGAUUUAGCUACAGGUUUGGCUAUUGAAGAAGCAUGUUACUGCCAAUUACUACCUACGAAGGACAGGAUAGAAGCAUUGGUAGCUUUCAAGGAAAAGAGAAGACCUAACUAUAUAGGAUGUUAAAUGAAUAUUUUACUAACUGCUAUAUUUUAUCACGAAUUUACAUUUUGAAUAAAUUUAUUUUUAUAUUUUUAAA
This is a messenger RNA of Diabrotica virgifera virgifera (western corn rootworm), 996 nucleotides long. RefSeq names its product methylglutaconyl-CoA hydratase, mitochondrial. Gene Ontology annotation, biological process: fatty acid beta-oxidation. The record is from RefSeq and is a predicted model, not a curated record. The coding region runs from base 69 to 923 and encodes 284 amino acids. Gene Ontology annotation, cellular component: mitochondrion. Lineage: Eukaryota; Metazoa; Arthropoda; Insecta; Coleoptera; Chrysomelidae. Gene Ontology annotation, molecular function: enoyl-CoA hydratase activity. The transcript has 3 exons.